AUGCCUGACCUUGCGGCCAAUUCCUCCUUCUAUGAAAUGGGGAAACCCAGAAACGGCGAAAAUAUUUUUAUCUCCGCUACUAGCGGUACUACAGGUAGUGUUGGCUCGGAUAGAAAGCUAGACUAUCUGCUUAACGCACUGAGGUUCGAUAGUGGCUUUAACUAUAAGAAGGAGAAGCUAUUUAAUGCUCUUGCUGCUUUACUCCGUAAGGCCUAG
This is a messenger RNA of Penicillium maclennaniae, 216 nucleotides long. Its product is annotated as oxidoreductase. Lineage: Eukaryota; Fungi; Ascomycota; Eurotiomycetes; Eurotiales; Aspergillaceae. The transcript has 2 exons. Gene Ontology annotation, molecular function: oxidoreductase activity, acting on the CH-CH group of donors, NAD or NADP as acceptor. The record is from RefSeq and is a predicted model, not a curated record. The coding region runs from base 1 to 216 and encodes 71 amino acids.